Arachis stenosperma is the source of this 2046-nucleotide messenger RNA. RefSeq lists its product as uncharacterized. The transcript has 5 exons. The record is from RefSeq and is a predicted model, not a curated record. Gene Ontology annotation, molecular function: protein binding. Gene Ontology annotation, cellular component: cytoplasm; Cul4-RING E3 ubiquitin ligase complex. The coding region runs from base 274 to 1722 and encodes 482 amino acids. Lineage: Eukaryota; Viridiplantae; Streptophyta; Magnoliopsida; Fabales; Fabaceae.
AACAGAUUCGUUUUUGGUCAGUAUUAGUAGAAAUCGUAUCAUGUCCAUGAAGAAAUCGUUUCUGAUCCAAGUGAUGGUGGACCCGUGUCCAGCUACAAAAAAGCCAGUACCCAAACAACGAGAAAAGGGCAAAAUGGAGAAAGAAAAGAAAGAACAUCCACGUUAGCGUCUUCACCCUUUGUCGAACAGUGCUUGGUUAUUCCAAAAGGAAUCAAGCUCUGCGAACUGCAACUACACGCUCAUUCUGAGAAGAAAAGAAAAGAAUCCCUGGAAAUGGAGAACUUCGACAACGUUAGGGUCAAUACAAGGGUUCGACGAGGAUUCACUGAUAUUUAUAGGAGAGAGGUUGGGUUGUCUCACCCUAGCGGCUUUGCUCGACGCUUUUCUGCUUCAGAGGCUCUUGUGCAGAACCUGAAUUUGUAUGGCAAGUUAAAUGGUCAUGAAGGUUGUGUGAAUGCAGUGGAGUUCAACUCUACUGGCGACAUUCUUGUCUCAGGUUCUGAUGACAGGCAAGUUGUGGUUUGGAAUUGGGCAUCCAAAACUAAAUUGUUUGCAUACCCUUCUGGCCACUCAGACAACAUAUUCCAGACAAAGAUAAUGCCAUUCACCAAUGACAGCCGAAUAGUUACUUCUGCUGGUGAUGGCCAGAUAAGGCUUGGUGUUCUUCGGGAGGAUGGUCGAGCUGACACUACAUUGUUGGGGAAGCACCGUGGAAAUGUCUACAAGCUUGCUCUGGAGCCAGGAAGUCCACACAUAUUCUACAGUUGUGGUGAAGAUGGUUUAGUUCAACAUUUUGAUUUGCGAAGUAGUUCUGCUACAAAAUUUCUCUGUUGUUCCUCAUCUAUGGGGAGCAAUAAAGAUUCCACAAGCAAGAUAGGUUUGAAUUCCAUUGUGAUUGACUCUAGAAAUCCAUAUUACUUUGCUGUUGCGGGAUCUGAUCAAUAUGCACGUGUUUAUGACAUAAGAAAAUGUCAGGGGGAUGCAGCAAGAAAUUCAGAUCUACCUGUUAACACAUUUUGCCCAAAUCACUUAAUUGAGUCAGAUACUGUGCACAUCACAGCAUUGGCUUAUUCAAGCUUUAGCGAGCUCCUUGUUUCUUAUAAUGAUGAGCUGAUUUAUCUGUUUGAAAAGAAUGCCGGCUGGGGUUCUUCACCUUCUGCUUCAUCUGAGGACUUGAAGAAUAUUCAACAGGCACAAGUUUACUCGGGCCAUAGAAAUCAACAGACAGUUAAGGGAGUGAGUUUUUUUGGCCCCAGUGAUGAAUAUGUGUUGAGUGGCUCAGAUUGUGGCCAUAUAUUCAUCUGGAAAAAGAAGGAUGCUAAGCUGGUGCGAUUAAUGGUCGGUGACCAGCAUGUUGUAAAUCAACUUGAACCUCAUCCACAUUUACCUAUUCUGGCAACUUGUGGUAUAGAAAACGAUGUGAAAAUCUGGGCUCCCCUAGCAAGUGACCUUCCACCAAUUCCUGUGAACGCGAAAGAGAUAAUUGAGGCAAACCGGAAGGGCAGAGAAGACCAGACACGGGGAACCCUUCCUCCUGCUGUUAUUAUGCAUGCUCUUCGCCUGCAGAGGCGGCAGACAUUGGCCUACAUUGAAAGAAGAUAUAACAGAGCUGACAUUAUGAGUGAUGAUGAAGAUUCAGAGGACUACAUUCUAGGAUUAUCAGAUGAUGUCUCUUCUGAAGAGGAUUCUACUGCAAAUUCAAGAGAUUGCAACAUUAGCUAAGCUUGAAGAAGCGGAUUUUGUUGAAGUUGGCUGAUCAAUUCCUUAGGAAAUGAUGUUAGCUUCACCGUUUCCAAUAAGUAUUUUGAUAACAGAAUCAAAAUACACAAGUUUGAAGUAUGUAGUGAUAAACUUCAUAGGGAAUGAUUAGGGAGUGAAGAGUAAAAUAUUGAUUGUUCCAGUUGAAGUUUGUUGUUCAGGUUGAUAGUGCAAUGAAAUACUGACAUCAUUAUAUGUACAGGUAUGAAAUAAUUAAUUAACAGACAAUCUUUCAUAAACAAGACGAGGAAAUUUGGUAUUAACUGUAUUACACUACUAUGUAAAUAA